UGAAACUGAAACUGCAGUAUUAGACAUUGGACAGAAUUUUGUUUGUCAGCUCUACAAAUGACCUGCGCUUGUUUCAGUGGACGUCGGUUUGGCAAUAUCGGUGGUCUUUUGUAAUCCUUGGUAUCCUGUUGUUUAAUAUUUUUAAGAAUGCGUCCUACCCGACGUCAGUCGCAUAAUCGUAAGAAGUGUCCCGAUUUAGAUAUAUCAACUAACACUAUCAUGAAUACUGAUCCCAACCAAUCUGGUUCAUCGGUGCCUGCUCAGUCACCAAUUCAAUUAAGAAAACGUGGCCGACCAAGUGACAGGAAGUUAGAAAAUUCAUCUAUUCAUGAUAAUCAAAAUUAUUUUAUUGAAAAAAAUUUUAAUUCAUCUACUGUAUAUUCAUCAUGUUUGGAUGAUUUAAAUUUACAUUAUCCUCAUCGUAAAUUACGUCCACGUAGAAUAACAUCAAAUUAUUAUCCACAAAGAAAAAAGCGAAAAAAAUAUUUAUUACGUGAAAUAACUAAAAAAUCAUCGUCAUCAUCAUCAUCUACUACUAAUAAUAAUAAAUCAUGUACACAUUCAAUAAAAAUUCAAGAAGAUCAUAAUAAUGCUAUGCUAGAAGAAGAUGAUGUUGAUGGUGAUGAUCGUGAUGACGAUGAUGAUGAUGGCGAAGAAGAAGAAGACGAAGAUGAUGAUGAACAACAAACAAGACGUUAUCCAGUACGUAAUCGUAAAAAUACUAUUGUUUAUCAGGUUGAAAAUUUGCAUAAUAAUAGUAAUAAUAACAAUCAUAGUGUUCAACAGCAUCAAAGAAACUGGCUAGCCGGUACAGGUUAUCAUAAAGAAAGACGAUCACGUCAAUUGAAAUCCAAGCAUCGUAAAAAUUUAGAACAUCGUGGUUCUAGUAGUAGUAGUAGUAGUAGUAGUACAUCGUCAUCAUCGUCAUCGUCAAGAUCACGUAUUUAUGAUAGAUCAUUCUAUAACCGUGAUACAAUUCGACAAACUUGGCAUAAUCGUUGGCAUUGUUCUUCUUCUAAAGAGAAUAAUAUUCCAUCAACAGUUGAUAAAGAUGAAAAACGUUUUCAACGUCGUAUUAAUAAAAGUAUUAUACAUGCUAGAUCGGAACUUAUGCCUAUAAACAGUCAUCAACUUGGUUAUGAAAAUAAAUCCACAGUAGGCAAUCGAAAUAUCUCUUCAACUUACUUGGCAGAUAUCGAACCAAUGUCUAUUGAUUCAUCUGUCGGGUUCGAACAAGUUGGGGGUCAUGAAAAGCAUAUAUUAGCAUUGAAAGAAAGUAUAAUUCUACCGCUAAUGUAUCCUGAAGUGUUUUCAAAAUUCAAUGUAGAUCCACCUCGUGGUGUGCUGUUUUCAGGACCUCCAGGUACUGGUAAAACACUGUUAGCCAGAGCUCUUGCAAAUGAAUGUAGUCGUUUAGCCCAAGGUAGCAAUAAUAGUACUACUACUACUACUACUACUACUACCAACGUUAAACAUUGUCGUCCUAUUGCGUUUUUUAUGCGUAAAGGAGCAGAUUGUUUAUCUAAAUGGGUUGGUGAAUCUGAACGUCAACUAAGAUUAUUAUUUGAUCAAGCAUAUCGAAUGCGUCCUUCUGUAAUUUUUUUCGAUGAAAUUGAUGGUUUAGCUCCUGUUCGCUCUUCAAAACAAGAUCAAAUUCACUCCAGCAUUGUUUCCACUCUUCUCAGUUUAAUGGAUGGUUUAGAUAAUCGUGCUGAAGUUGUAAUUAUUGGUGCAACAAAUAGACCAGAUGCUAUUGAUCCAGCCUUACGACGUCCUGGACGGUUUGAUCGUGAAUUUGUAUUUACAUUACCAACAGAAGUAGUUAGACGUCGUAUUCUCGAUGUGAUUACCGCGAAAUGGGAUCCAAAACCAGAUUCAUUAUUACUUGAUCAAAUUGCUGCAGUAACAAUCAAUUUCUCCGGUGCUGAUCUUAAAGCAUUAACUACAGAAGCAUGUUUAUGCUGUCUACGUCGAUGUUAUCCUCAAGUUUAUAGUAGUCAAGUGAAAUUAGCUUUGGAACAUAAAUAUUUAGUGGUCUCUCAUUCUGAUUGGUUUGAAGCAUUACAAAUAGUUCAUGCAUCAAGUGAACGUUUUGAUAAUGAUAUAUCCGCUUCAAAUUUAACACCAUCAACAAAUGCAUUAGCUGCUACAAUACGUACACCAUUAUCACCAAUAUUAGAUAAAUUAUUAUCACGUCAUGUGAAUAAAAUUGUAAAUUAUAUAACUCGGAUAUUAUUAUUGACAAAUUCUAAAAGAUUCGAUUCUUUGAGUAAUAAUAAUAAUAAAGAACCAUCCAUAUUAUCAUCAUCAUCAUCAUCACCCUCAGCAACCAACAUAUAUGAUAAUGUUUCAUCAUGUAUUAUUAAAUCGAAAUUAUUUAUUCAUGGUAAUAUAUCAGAGAUUAUUAUGAAUGCUGUAUGGCAUAAAUUAGAAGCAUUAAAUGUAUUCACAUUAAAUUUAGCUAAUCUAUAUGCAUUUCCUACAAGUAUUGGAAUAUGUCCAGAAGCAGCUAUUGCACAAAUUAUUACAUCUAUACGACGUAUAUUAAAUAAUUCUACUAUAAAAACAAAAACAUUUAAUAUGAAAUGUCAAUUUAUCAAUAAUAUUGUUAUUGUUUAUAUACCAUCAAUUGAUAUACUAUUUCAAAGUUUAUCACAAUUAACUAUUACUUAUCUUAUUGAUAGAUUAAAUGCAUUAAUAGAUGAAAUUAAUGGUGAAUUAAAUUAUAUUCCUUUAACAUUAAUCAAUUCUGAUCCUUUAGAAGGAUCUUUAAACAACAACAACAACAAUGAUAAUCGAUUACAUUAUGCUACUAUGAAAAAAUCACGUCGAUUAAUUCUUAUUGGAACAUGUACACAAUCACAACAACAAUAUUCAAAUUGUUUCCCUCCUAGAAUUGUUCCACCUAUUAAUAUGGAGAAAUGUAAUUCAUUUAUAAAACAGUGUAAUACUACUACUACUACUACUAAUAAUAAUAAUACGAAUACGAAUACAACACAUGAUCAUUGUGUAUCAAUAUUUCCUAAUUUAAUUGGAAAAUCAAAUGAUGUACAAUGUCGAGGAGUUACCAGUGAUAUAAAUCUCAUUGAUAAAUCUAUAUCAUCAUCACAUUCAUUGCAUUUAAGAUCUUCACCUCCUUCAAUUGUCCCCACUACAAUGCAUAAUAAUAAUAAUAAUAAUAAUAAUAAUAAUAAUAAUAAUAAUGGUACUACUACUUCUACUACUGUUGGAAUAAAUGAACACUUAAUGAAAUAUACAUAUGAUCAUAAUUUAAAUCGUAUUAACUUUCAAUUUACUAUUCAAUUACCAGAAUGUCAUAAAUCAUCUAUAAUCAAUACAGAUAAUCAUAAUAAUAAAGGGAAUACUACUAAUAUUCAUAAUCCCAUUAAUCCUCAUAGUAAUAAGGGGGAUACUAUUCAUGAUUCCAAUUAUCCUCCUAAUAAUAAAGGGAAUACUAUUUAUAAUACUACUCAUAUUUAUGAUCCUAAUAAUUCUUAUCAUUCUAUAUUAGAUUACACAGAUAUAGAUAAUGAUUCAUUAUUAUGUAAUCCAUUACAUAUAAAUCAUAUAUUAUAUAAAAUAUUUAAUCAUAAUCAUACAGAAUUUAUUCAUUUAGAAUUACCUAAUAAAGAGGAUAGAUUAUUAUUUUUUACAUCAGUUAUAAUUAAAUGGCCACAAUUAACAUUAAUCGAAUUAUUAGAUAUACGUAAUAAUAAAUCUAUGCAACAAUUAUCUGAUAUACAAAUACCUAGUCCACAACCAGCUGUUGAAAAAGAUGAUGAUGAAGUUUCAGGAAAGUGCAAAAAAGAUAAUUAUCCAGUAAAUCUUUCCCCUGAAGAAUUAGCUAUUAUUGAAUCUAGGGAAAUGCAAUUAUUUCGUCGUCUUCGACAAAUUCUACGUAGAGUUGUUGCACAUUUAGCAAGUUUUCGUCGUUUUGCCGUAUUCACUAGACCAGUUCAAUUAGAUGAAGCACCAGAUUAUUAUGAUGUUAUUAAACAACCAAUUGAUUUAGGUCUUAUACGUGAUAAAAUUGAUUCACAUCAAUAUACGAAUGUAACUGAUUUCAUGAAGGAUAUAGAAUUAGUCUAUCAAAAUGCAUUGGAAUAUAAUCCACCAAAUAUACCACGAAGUCGAGAUAUUCGUUCUAGAGCAUCGGAAUUUUGGGAUGAAGCAUGUUUACGAAUGGAAGAAGAAUUACAACCUGUUGAUUUGAAUGAAUUAUGUGAAGAGGCAAAUCAGGCACGUGCGGCACGUUUGUCUCAUGCUCAACUAACUAAAAACCCUUCGACCUCGAUGAGUCAUUCAAAAAUCAAAGGAUCAGAGCAUCAACACCUCAAGGGGACGGAUCGAACAUCUCAACAUAAGCCAUCAUUACCUCUUCCACAAGGUAAUCGUUAUAGUCGGAGGUUGCAUGGUGAAUCACCUAUUCUGGAACUCAGUGACAUUCGUCAAUUACAGUCAUCUAACAGGCGUCGUCGUACAAUUUCUCCUAAUUCUUCUUUAAAAAGUCCAUCAAAGUUACAAUCAAGUGAAAUAGACUGUGAUGUUGAUGUAUGGUCAUCUCCUGGACCUACUUUAAUAAAAUCAUUUGAAGAAAAUGAAUAUGAUUCAUAUCAAUUAACAUUGAAUGGACAAUCAUCAGAUAUAUUUAAAUCAUCACCUUCAGAAGAUUCAUGUAAUCGACUACGUUCCAGUCCAAAAUGUCAUGAUUUACAAUCAUUUAAUCAAACACCAUCACCUACUCUUAAUAUUAGUGUGAAUACUCCUCCUCCUCCUCCUCCUCCUGCUACUACUACUACUACUACUUUAACUAGUACUACAACUACUACUACUAAUAAUAAUAAUCCUAAUUGUACAUCAAUUCAAGUAGAUUUAAAAAAAUUAAAUCAUUUUCUUAAUGAAAUAGUUUUACAAACUGAUGGUUGGCCAACAUCACAAUUAAUUAAUUUACAUACGGAUUUUUCUAAUUUAAUAUUUUGUAAAUAUGCACAUGUUACUAAUAGAAUGUCAUUGUCAGAUGAUUUUGAGAAGAUAUUUGCAAUUCAUCAAAAUGCACAUUUUUAACUAUACAUUACCAUAUUUAGGUGUUUUGUUUUUUCAAUUUUAUUAUUAUUAGUAUUAUUCUUAUUGUGUUUAUGUUUGUAAACCUCAGGUGGGUUUUGGUUAUUCUCUGUAUUUCUAUUUAUAUAAUGGUAUGUCUAUAGGAUAGAUAUGAUUGGUAUAUCAUGAUGAAUUAGGUAACAUUGGCAGCUUUACAUUCUUAAUGUUUCCUUAUCAUCAUCAUCAAUCACCAUUUCACUUUCUUUUAUGGUUUGUAUACUUGUUGUUCUGUUUUGUGUUUGUUUUGCUAAUAAGAGUUUUUUCUUCUUCUAAAUAGAUAUAAAAUUGAUUAAUGAUUAUUGUGUAUUGCUUGUUUAUUCUAUUUGCCAUUCAAUUAAUAAUGUGUAAUAAAUAUCUAUAUAUAGUUUAUAAGUUCAUUAUAUAUUUAUAUUUAUUUCCUAUUUAAUAAUAAUGAUUAGGUAUUACUAUUACUAUUAUGAAUUUUAUUAGUGUUUUGUUUUUCUCAUGUUAUAAUACAAAAUGAGAAGAGAAAAACUGAUCCCCUGAACUCUCUCUCUCUCACACACACACACAUAUAUAUAUAUAUACCCAUAGGAACUAAAUUUUCUAAGAAAGUAUAUUGCAUUUUUCUUUAUGUUUUCUGUAACACAAAUUACUACUCAAUUCCUCCCCCCCUCCUCCUCUUCUUCUUCUAGGUUUAUUUCUUCUUUUUUUUCUUCUCUUCUUUUAAAUCAAUCCACCCCCCUCCAUCCUUUUCCAAAGUAUGUCUAUCUUAUUCUUUGUUACUAUGCAUCAAAUAUUAUUAAUCAGUUAAAAAAUUAUUAUAAUCUUGAUUGUAUUUGUUUUAUUGCCAACUUUUUUUUUCUAGAGCAUUUCACUAAUCAUAAAACACCCCUCCCCACACAUACACACACAUACAUUAUAUAAUGUAAAACAUCCCCCCCCAAAACUCCACCACCACUUAUAUUCCAUCCUAGUAAUAAUAUUGAAUUUUUAUCUUUCUGUUUUCCUUUUGUACCCUUUAUUUACUUCUAUUUAUGUUUAUGUAUUAUAGGCAAUUUGUAUUUUUUUUGUUAAAUGAUUCAUAAUUGACUAUGUGAAUGUGUUUAGCUUUUCUUAAUUGUUUUUGCUAUAACAGUUUAUUAAAUAAAUAAACAAUUAGCCGGUUUAUUAGUAAAUUUUUUCAAUAAUUAAAUAGGUAUUAUUCAAUUUCUAGGUGAAUUUUUUUUUCUAUCACCUAGUUACAUAUUGAUUAUGUCAUGAUUGUUGUUCCAUUUUUUUUUGGUAUACUAUGCUAUUGUUGUUAUACCAGGACUAGGAGUAAUAAUAAUAAUAAUAAUAAUGAUUAUUAUUAUUAUUGUUUCCAUGACUUUGUAAUUGUGAAUAAAUAUGAAAAUUUAAAAAAAAAAUGAUAAUAAAUUUUUGUAAGUUAUAAAUAUAUAAAUUUUGUGCAUAUUGUUUUAUAUCCCGGUUUGUUUCCCUUUUUGGUCAAUGGGAAAAAAAUUGUUUAUUAGAGAUAGCUAGUUGUUUUCUUGAUCGAAUAGAAUAGGUUUUUAUGUAUUGACCAAAUCUGUCGCUAAUUUGUUAUUACUUACUUACUUACGCCUGAUACCCCUCGUCGAGGAGCAUAGGC
Schistosoma rodhaini is the source of this 6694-nucleotide messenger RNA. The record is from the annotation of a GenBank genome assembly. Lineage: Eukaryota; Metazoa; Platyhelminthes; Trematoda; Strigeidida; Schistosomatidae.